Messenger RNA from Paramisgurnus dabryanus, 6058 nucleotides. The record is from RefSeq and is a predicted model, not a curated record. Lineage: Eukaryota; Metazoa; Chordata; Actinopteri; Cypriniformes; Cobitidae.
UGUAUGGAUACAUAAAGGGUUUUGCUGUAGUAUAGGUUUAAGGAAACUCCUUCAGCGUCUCCUCUCUGAUUUCCUCUCUCCGCGUGAGCUGAGAUGAACGGUACCGCGAGCGUGGAGACGCACGCGCCGUGGAAUGACAGCGGAAUGAGCGCGUACAAGCUGAUGGAGCUGCCGGCGCGUGCCACUACGGUGGCAAUGGUCCGGGAUACUCGACACCCAUUUCCAACUGUGGAUGUUCCAGACCACGCCCAUUACACCAUUGGCUCUGUCAUUCUUGCAGUAGGAAUCACAGGCAUGGUGGGCAACUUCUUGGUCAUGUAUGCCUUCUGCAAGAGUAGGAGUCUGAGGACACCUGCCAACAUGUUUAUCAUUAACCUGGCUGUUACUGACUUUCUGAUGUGUGCCACUCAGACACCAACCUUCUUCACCACCAGUAUGCAUAAGCGAUGGAUCUUUGGGGAAAAAGCCUGUGAAUUAUAUGCAUUCUGCGGUGCUCUGUUUGGUAUCUGCUCAAUGAUCACACUCAUGAUAAUUGCGGUUGAUCGAUACAUUGUGAUUACGCGACCGCUGACUUCCAUCGGCGUUAUGUCACGCAAACGCGCCCUGGUCAUACUCGCUGUUGCAUGGCUGUACUCCAUGGGCUGGAGCCUGCCCCCGUUCUUUGGAUGGAGCGCGUAUGUUCCCGAAGGUCUGCUGACUUCCUGUUCGUGGGACUACAUGACCUUCAGUCCUUCUGUUCGCGCCUACACAAUGCUGCUGUUCAUCUUUGUGUUCUUCAUUCCCCUUUUUGUCAUCAUGUACUGCUACAUCUUCAUCUUCAGGGCCAUUCGUAAUACCAACAGAGCUGUAGGAAAAAUCAAUGGAGAAGGAGGGCCCAAAGACUCCAUCAAGAGGUUCAACCGGAUGAAAAAUGAAUGGAAAAUGGCAAAAAUAGCGUUGAUAGUGAUCCUGCUGUAUGUCAUCUCCUGGUCUCCUUACUCCUGUGUGGCUCUUACAGCUUUUGCUGGCUACGCUGACAUGCUCACACCGUACAUGAACUCUGUACCUGCCGUGAUCGCCAAGGCGUCUGCCAUCCACAACCCUAUAAUCUACGCCAUCACUCACCCAAAAUACAGGUCUGCAAUCGCAAAAUACAUACCGUGUCUGGGAGUACUACUGUGCGUGCCACGUAAAGACCAGUUCAGCAGCAGUAGCUUUAUGUCAACACGACAUUCUACUGUGACCAGCCAUUCAUCCGAGACCAGCAGCAACCUUCACCGUGCUGGAAAAACACGCUUGUCCUCAGUGUCCGACAGUGAGUCGGGCUGGACGGAUACGGAGGUGGACCUCUCCAGCACAAGUUCCCGUCCUGCUAGUCGUCAGGUGUCAUGCGAGAUACGUAAAGACUUGUCGGACAUUAAGCACAGCAGCUCUCUGAGGCUAAAGAUCAAGAGCAGAGACUCGGGGAUCUUCAACAGAACCUCAGCCCAGAGCCUAAUCGAGCCAGGCCUAAACCGGACAUGUGCCUACAUCAGCACGGUGAACGACAGAGAUGAGAUCUCAGAGUCUGAAGUCAGCUUAUCCAGCUGUCUGUUGUCUUCUCCAAGUUUGGUCUCAGAGAAAGCCGAGCAGAACAGACCGUCGUCCCUAAUACCUUCGAUCGUCGUCACAUCUGAAUCCAGUCCCGCUCUUUUCUCGACAGGGCGUAUCGGCUGUUCCUCCAGUCAACAGACAGGUGCUUUGGUGGAGUCAGAAACUAUCACUGUGGAUCCUCCUGGGAUUGACUGAACAUGGGCUAAAUUACUACUGACUUUACUGCCGUAUACUUCAAGACACUUUCUAAACAGAUUUUUGGUUAUCUGACUUUACAAUCCCUUUUCCAUAUUAUUCUUUAUACAGGGCUUUAAAAUAGCACCUGCUAUGUUGUGUUAUUGUUCAAGCAAAGCUUUGCUGAGGUAGAAAUAUAGGUCAUGGGGUGAACAGGGUCUAUAGUUUUACAAGAAAGCAGGGUGAGGACCCCACCUUUCAGUGGUACAGUAGGUUGAACCCACUGAUCUAUAUAAAUGACUGGAUUGCGCAUGACGUCACACUUGUGAAGCCACCGCGCCGCCAUGUUGGUAUACCCAAACGUUCUAUUAAAUCAAUGGACGUUAUCAGAUUUUAAUGAUAAAACAUCACUUUACUCGUCUUCGUUUUUAUAUGUGAAGUUACCCUGUACCAGGGGCGGAGUGGGACCAAAAAAUCUAUCGGGAAAUUUCGUAGACCACCGGCCCUACAUGGUCAAAAAUAAUAAUAAUUUCUAAGGUCUUGUAUUUGUAGUAAAACUAUGGUUAUACAAAUCGUGAUCAAUCUGCCCAUAAAAAAAAUCAUAAAAUCAUGGCUAAUUUUCCUCAAUGAGUAACUAUACAAAAUGAUAGGCCUAUAAUGUGGUAUACUGCAAAGUUACCCUGCAAAUUUUUCUUUAUGAUAGGCUAUAUGUGGAGAUAAAGAAACCUUUGCAAUCCAUUCAUGUCCUGACCACCAGGCUAGAGAUUUUAAACAUCCUUAAUCCACACUUACUACUAGUCUAUAAAAUAGUCUAUCUGCUGGACGGAUCAGACCGCAUAUGUACUGCAAUAAUCAGGCGUUCGGCGGCUUUUUACAUCAAAGGCCGACAGGCUAUGCCAUUUGGGGAGGGGCCGCUCAGCCCAGACGGGGUUGCUAUAUAACUCGCAAUGUAUAACUAUUAUAAGACCGGCCCUCGCGGCCUCAAAACACUACCGGCCCACCGGGAAAAGUCCCGACUCUCCCUAUUGCCACUCCGCCCAUGCCCUGUACAUUAUUACAACACAAACGUCCAAAGCAUGUAAAUAGUUAUUUACUGAAAGUUGUACAUUUUGCGUUUUAAUCAGUUAUUAUACAUUCAUCUUUAUUACAGAUUCAGAUCAGCAGACAGACCGCAGAAUAUUUAGUAUUAAUGACAAUAAACGUGCUCAUUCUGAAAUCUAAAUAAAUAAUGAUACUUUGUACCGUAUGCGCAUGCAAUAAUUUGCUAGUUUUGUAAUUAUGUUGUAAACUUACAAGUUACCUAAACUUAUUUAGAGAUAUAACGCUGACCGUCACAGUGUAGCUGAAUGUCAAAAAAAACUUUAUUUAUACCCGUGUCAUUAACAAAUGCAACAGACACACUCACCUUAACGGUUUUUUAUAAAUCCAUUAUCCUGCCCGAUUAAAACAUAAACAUUGCAAAUAACACCAGAAUUAACAAAUAAUUAACGUACACAUAUCCUAAAAAUUUACCUUGUGUAACUGAUACGCUGUAAAGGGGGUAAAUUUUGAUCAUGAUUUUGAAUGGAAGUCAAUGACGCUCUCUGCCGGUUGGGUAUACCAAGAUGGCAGCUCGAACUCUGCGCUGGCUUCACCUCACGCAGUUACGUCAAGCGUUCUAUGCGCAAUCCUUUAUAUAGAUCAGUGGUUGAACCCCCCUCUCAGGGAUAAAAUAUUCCUAAAGCCUUGAGUAUAGUCUGUUGUUUUACUUGUACGCCAACAUUUGACUCGUAUGACAGCACCAGCCUGUUCUCUUGUAGGCGCAUGCACAAUGUACGUGUACAAAGUACAUGCCAUUUCAAAUAUCCGGUCGUGCACAUAUACAAUACGAUAAUUGCGUCACAUGCACUGUAAACAGACCAUCGUGUACGCGUAAAAGAUGGAGCAUACUUUGGCCUUGCCACCUAGAAGAAUCUGUACAUGUGAGCUUUGACAGUGUCUCCGUUGUGGAGUUUGUCCUGCUCUUAAGAUUAAUUUACAUUAAUUUACAUGAAUGAGCAGUUUCAUGCACAAGAUCAAAAACAACUAUAUGACCUGAAGAUGCACUGAUCUGAGUACUGUAUGAAAUGUUAGUGUAUAGGUAUAAUCUCAACUGUUAAAUGCUCACUAAGUAGAUCUUUUAUGAACUUUAAAGGUGUACGUGUGUAAUUUAAAGAAGUUUUCAAAAUAUUCAACCUUCUCUGCCUGUGGUCGGGCAAACAUACCUCCGAUACCUCCAUCCCAAACUAAUGCCGCUGGUUAAGCCAUUGUUCAGUCCUUCCAGAAAAAUGCAGUGUUUUUUGUGAUUGUUGCGGGAAAAAAUCCUUGAUCUUGUAGCACGUUUCCAUUAAAAAAUGCGAUGGAAUAUGUGGGAUAUUUAUGGAAUGAAAUUGCAGGAACUUGCCAAAAUUGCAGAAACUUGCAAAAACUGCGGGAACUUGCAAAAACAGUUUGCAGCUAUUGCAGCUUUUCAUUGAUGUCCACGUCGUGUAAUUACGUCACUUACGUAUUUAAAAAAAUACGGCCCCUGCAUAAAUAUGCGGACUUUGGCUGAUUAUGCAUUGAAUCAUGCAAUGCAUUUUUCUGGAGGGACUGAUUGUUGCUGUGCUAUGUUGAUUGGGAUGCCAAACAAUGUUAGAUGUGCCGCAAAUCCACUGUUUACAUUUUAUCAGGGGAGUCAACUUAAAAAUUACUUGCAUUAAAUUUUUUCUGCAAUUUCAGCUGAAAUAGGAACAAGUAAGAAGAAAAUAUACCUCACCUUUAAAUUAAAGAAGUGUUGCCACCAAUGUUCUCAUGACAAAUCAAGCAUGUUAAAGGCGGGGUGCAUGAUUCUUAAAAACACUUUAGAGAGUCGGGCCGAGUACCAAAACUCACUUGUAGCCAAUCACCAUUUCGUUGCCUGGUUUGCGUGUUUGUGGGGCGGAUCUAUCAAAAGAAGGUCCAGAUUCUAUUGGGGUAGGGGUGUGUUUGUUUAUGUGAUUUUAAAUAUCAACAUUGUCUUUCAGAGAUCAUGCACCCCGCCUUUAACAUCCAAGACAUUUUCCUGAUGUUACGAAAUGUUGUAAGUGUCUCAUUUUGAUUAUUUUUUUAGCACUAGAUGGUUAACACGCAUAUAAAAAUAUAUAACAUUGAAUAUUGGAAGUGUUAUUGGAAGUAUGUUCAAUAGAUGAUAUUUACUAUAUAAUUCCUUCAAUGUUGUGACGCUCCUCUACACUUUCUUUACUCAAAAGUUGUCACUAGGGUGUUAUCUUUUAAAAAGGUCCUAAUAUAUACCAUUUUGGUACAAAUAUGUUCUUUUGAGUUACCAGUAUGUACAUCUAAGGUACCAGUUUGUACCUUUGAGGUACUAAUAUGCACCUUUUAGGUACAAAAGUGUACUUUUUAAAAAGAUACCGCCCCAGUGAAAACCUUUUACCUUUUUUUGAGAUUGUACUUCUGUUAAUUUUCUUAUUGUAAGUAAUUGCAUGCAUUUUUUAUUAAAAAAGCAUAUUUGGUAUAAAUAUUUGAUUUGAAGGUUCUCAACUGUCUGUACAGGCUACAAUUCGAUUAAAAUGUGAAAAUUGUCCAACUAAAUUUGAAAUGACUGAUCGCAGAGGCCAUGUCUAUACCUUUCAGAUGCAGAUUUGCCUUUCUAGUGGAUUUUGGAGAUGCUUUAGUGGGAUUAAUACACCAGCAUCUCCUAAGGGAUUAGAGGAGAAUGCUUUUAACAAGAUUAGUUUUUGAGGUUGUGCUCAGUGAUAUCUUUCAAAUGACUGGUGUGCACUUAACUUUACAUAAACACUUUCACAAACGUAGUGUAAAUCACAGCUCUUGUCUCUGUUCAGUGAAACUUGUUUAUUAGGUAAAGUUUGUUAAAUGCUGUUGUUCUUCUGAAGGUUGCUUCCAGUUCUAGUUGCUCAGCUAGUAAAGCAGUAAUAUGAGUAAACGCUAGGGUCCUGGGUUUGAUUCAUAGAGAGCAUGAGCUGAUUAAUACAAUGUAUGUAUUAUGCUUUUUUUAAACAUUUUAUUUGUCCAUGCAUUCCCUUGGAAAGAAACCCAUGACUCUGGUGUUGUUAUUUCCAUGCUUCACUAGUUUAAGGAAUUUGCACUUUGCUACUUUGGAAAUAAGUGUGUGAUGAACGCAUAGACAGUAAAUGUAUGUGUAAAUGCUCGACUGGUACAGUAUACUUUCUAAAGUUACCAGGGUGCUCUCUUGAUAUUAUAAAUAGCCUGUUGAUUUUAGUAUCCUAUCACUUACAAUCAGCAAGGGUUAGAUUGUCCAUUUUAAAUCAUAUAUAAUAUUGUAGUUUGGUGC